AUGUAUUUCCGCGGCGCGUGGAAACAACCUUUCCUAAAGGUCGAGCCAGCUAUGUUCUACACGGCCAACAGUGAGAAAAAGCAAGUGCAGACUAUGUGGCGGUCUCACGCGGCUGACGGCUGGUUUGCCCGCGGCGCCGCUCGAAGACAUCCAGGACAACUUGCGCGAGGAGGAGCUGCAGGCGUCGCUGCCCACAUUCUACGUGGAGACCACUACAAAACCAGUUGCAGCCUUAGCCAAGUUCGGAGUGAGCAGCAUCUUCAGUCGCGACGCCGAGCUGUCGGGUGUUUCUUCAGCGGAGGGACUCUUCGUGCAGGAGCGGUCCAACACGUGGCGGUUCGUGUCGACAACGCGGACACCUCUGCGUCACAACUGGCAGCAUCUAACGCAGUCCAGGAGUCUCUUAAGAACAUCCCAUUGUCCAGCAUCAAAGAACCACGCCGCUUCAGCGUCGACCGACCCUUCAUGUUCUUCAUCAUCGAUCGCCUUGACAACUUGGUGGUUAUUGCUGGAAAAGUCAUAGACCCAGAAGCACCGACGCCGGUCGAAAUUUAAACAAUUAUUUAAAGAAACAAAAGACUUAAUUUUCUAUUACUAUUUUUGUUUCAACUGUUUGUUUUUGUGAAUCUUUUUAUUUAAAUUUGGAGCAUGAUUAUGUUUUGCUGUGAA
Messenger RNA from Cydia pomonella (codling moth), 669 nucleotides. RefSeq lists its product as uncharacterized. The transcript has 4 exons. The record is from RefSeq and is a predicted model, not a curated record. NCBI's taxonomy places the organism in Eukaryota, Metazoa, Arthropoda, Insecta, Lepidoptera, Tortricidae. Bases 1 to 555 code for a protein of 184 amino acids.